This is a messenger RNA of Cuscuta campestris, 2239 nucleotides long. The record is from the annotation of a GenBank genome assembly. Lineage: Eukaryota; Viridiplantae; Streptophyta; Magnoliopsida; Solanales; Convolvulaceae.
CUUUGCAAUCCGUUUCUAGAGCUUCUACCGGUCAAGCUUCCUUCUCUCGCCCCCUAGCCUUCCGAGUCAAGUAAGCUCCCUUCUCUCUUCCUUAACUUUCUUUAUUCUCCAUUCUUUCUUCCGGUAAAUGUCUUCCUCCGAUAGUCAGGAUAUUUCCGCCUCGGAUGCCUACGCAUCCGAGGAAACCCUAUCCUCUUCGUCUACCGAGUCAUCUUCACCCGAGCCUGACACUCGGUCAGCUCGAAAACCCAAUAUCCCCGAACCUCAACCGGUGAACCAAAUGCCCGGUCAGGUUUUUGCGGAGAGGGAGGAUCCGGUCAGCGACGAACCAGCCCCCUAUGACCCGGAUAAAGAGACCCUGGACCAAUGGGUAGAGAGGCUGGAAGUAGCCGGUUACUCCCCCCUCCCUACUUCCUUUGUUACAGACAUUUACCCCCAUGUUUCUAAGAUAGCCUUGAAUAAGGCCCGUAGGAAUCUUCCGGCGGGUUAUAUUCUUGAGUACGACGAGAACUGGUCCAACAUCAUAGAACCGCACCGGGACGAUAGGAUAGGUUUUCAUAUUGCCUCCUUAGAGAGUGGUACCGUCUUUCCCCUCCGCCCACUCCUGGUCGAGCUAUGUCACUGCUUCAGGAUUCUCCCCGGGCAGAUCACACCCAACGCUCACCGGUUGCUUAAUUCUUUCGCAAACAUCUGCACCCAUCUUCGCAUCGAUCCCUCUCUUCGUCUCUUCUUGUAUAUGUUUGAGGUUUGUCCGGGUAAACCGGGUUGCGAAGGUUUUGUCUACUUCAAGGGACGGAACAAUCGCAAAUUUAUCUCUGACCUUCCACAAAGCAACCGCUUGUGGAAGGAAAGAUUUGUCUUCAUAAAAUUUCCCCCUUCUGCCAACCCUCUAGCCGGCUUGAAGUGGAGUGACAAUCUCCUCAAGCACCAGUUCACCGAACCGCACACCACUCCAGACUUGGAGGAGAGUCUGGAAAAGCUUCUCAGGGGGGAUCCCUACACCGGUCAGAUGUACCACUAUGGUGGUUGGGUCUGGCGCACCCAACCGGGUGGCGAGGGUACCUCCCAAGCCCAUGAAGCAGCGGGGCACGGGGUACCCUCCCCGGGCGACACUGCGGAGGCUGGAGGCCCAAGUCACCCAGAUAUGAACUUCAGGUCCUUUGGCAUUCCUAAGACGGCCGGUGCGUCUUCUUCUGCUGGUCUCCACACUUCCGCCGCCAAAACCGUGCCGGUUCAGAAGGAGACAAUAGAGGUCCACUCCGAAGAGGACACUCCUCUAACCGGUGGAGCUUCCCCGGCCGGCAGGGGACCGGAAAACCCCACCCUCCAUAAGGGAAAGGGGAAGAUGAGGAUGAAGAAAGUUGCCACCACACAUCCGGCAGCGAAGAGGAGAAGGGGAGAAACUUCCCCGGCUGGAGAAUCGAUGGAGGAGCUGUGGGUCAAGAUGACCCUUAAGCUGAAAGAGAUGGGCGAGGUUGGCCCGGAGACUUUUGAGAAGCUCGCGGGGGACUCCCCCUCCCGGUCAUUUCAGCUGGAGGAGAAGUUAAAGGGAGUCGAAGCCCACAACCAGGAGCUGCAGGACCUGAUUGCCCGGCAGCUUGAUGAGCUUUCCCAUCUCUCAGCGAUUGCCGGGGAGGCCAAGGCAGAGACCCUUCAGUUGAAAGAGGAGAACUUGAAGCUAUUGGAGGACUUGGAGCUGAAGGAGCGAGAGUUCCCCGGCAGGGCCAAGCAAUGGGUGGGGGAGAACCUGGAGGAGACGGCUCGGGUGAUCACAUCCACUCCGGAGGUGACGAUGGAGGCCUUCAAGUUCAUUUACGGGGAGGAGCAGGGGAAAGAGAUGAUCACGCAGAUCGGCUCCUACGGUUUCAUGUCUGGCCAAAAGAGGGACCGGGAGGCCACGCAUGCGAUCCUCGCUGAACGGCUCCGGGAUUUUAAUGCUGAAUCAUAUGGACUGGCCCCCAUCCCGGACGAGGAACCUGCACCUCCUUUCCCUCUCGAGUAAUCUUCCCGGCUGCGACCUGUUGAAUUAUUUUGUAAAACUUCAAACUCGUUCUCCCGGGAAUGCCCGGUGUAGUUGUAAAACACUUAACCAUUUUGUUCUACUUUAAUGCAAUGCUUAAUUUCCCUACCGGUUAAUCUUUCAUAUCUGCUUGCUUGUUGAUUGAUACUUUGAUCUUUGCCUCUUAGAACGCCACCAUAGGAUACCCGACCGGUAUAGUAAUCAAUCACCAUACUUCCU